Sinocyclocheilus rhinocerous is the source of this 2674-nucleotide messenger RNA. RefSeq names its product NHL repeat-containing protein 2-like. Gene Ontology annotation, molecular function: protein binding. The record is from RefSeq and is a predicted model, not a curated record. Bases 1 to 2148 code for a protein of 715 amino acids. NCBI's taxonomy places the organism in Eukaryota, Metazoa, Chordata, Actinopteri, Cypriniformes, Cyprinidae. The transcript is spliced from 12 exons.
AUGAAGCUGUCAGAUCUUUUCCCCAUUCAGAGCCAGUUAGACUAUGCUUUAGAGGACGCGACGACUCAAGAAGAGAAAGAAAAUCUUGUACAUCAGUAUUUGCACAAAAUAGACGAAAAUGACGAUUUAAUUAUACCAGAUUUUGAAGAAGGACUGGAAUGGUUGAACACAGAUGGCCCAUUGUCACUCAGGAAGGAACUAUCAGGCAAAGUGGUGGUGCUUGACUUCUUCACCUACUGCUGCAUAAACUGCAUGCACCUACUUCCUGAUCUACACCAGUUGGAGCAAAGUUACACCAUAGAAGACGGUCUGGUUGUUGUAGGUGUGCACUCGGCUAAGUUCCCCAAUGAGAAGGUCCUAAAGAACGUACGCAGUGCGGUGUUGAGAUAUGACAUCACCCAUCCUGUAGUGAACGACAGCGAUGCCUGUCUGUGGCAGGAGCUGGAGGUGUCCUGCUGGCCCACGCUGGUACUGCUGGGACCCAGAGGGAACCUGCUUUUCUCCCUGGUGGGUGAAGGCCAUCGAGAACAGCUCUUCCUUUUCACUGCUGCUGCCCUCAAGCACUACAGAGAACAAGGGCUGCUCAAGCACCAUGAUGUGGGAAUUAAACUGUAUAGAGACUCCCUGCCUCCCUCCAUCCUCUCUUUCCCUGAGAAAAUAGCCAUGGACCCCAGUAGCAAGCGGUUGGCUAUUGCCGACACAGGACACCACAGGGUACUGGUGGUCUCCAAUACUGGGCAGGUGCUGCACUGUAUAGGGGGUCCCUCAAGUGGGAGACGAGAUGGAAAUUUGUUUGAGGCACAGUUCAGCUCCCCACAAGGGGUGUUCAUAAAGGGAGACAUGGUCUACGUGGCUGACACUGAGAACCACCUUGUUAGAAAGAUCAACCUUUCAGAAGGAAAAGUCUCAACCUUAGCCGGCACUGGCGUUCAAGGUACAGAUAAAGAAGGCGGUGCACUGGGACCACAACAGCCAAUCAGCUCUCCCUGGGAUGUUACCCUUGGCAAAGCAGGUGGUGAUGUUUUGUGGAUAGCCAUGGCAGGAACGCAUCAGAUCUGGGCUCUCUUCCUGGAGGACGGGAAGCUUCCCAAAGGGAGCGACAGCAAAAAAGGAACAUGUGUGCGCUUUGCGGGCAGUGGGAAUGAGGAGAACAGAAAUAACGUGUAUCCUCAUAAAGCGGGUCUGGCCCAGCCGUCAGGCCUGGCUCUUGCCCCAACAGAGCCCUGGGAGUGUCUCUUUAUCGCUGACAGUGAGAGCAGCACCAUUCGUAGCCUUUCGCUGAAGGAUGGAGCAGUCAAACAUGUGGUGGGGGGAGAGAGAGACCCUCUGAACCUGUUUGCGUUUGGAGACAUUGAUGGUAAAGGCAUAGAUGCAAAACUGCAGCAUCCAUUAGGAGUGUCCUGGGAUGAGGGCAGCAGCCUCCUCUAUGUAGCCGAUUCUUACAAUCACAAGAUCAAAGUGGUGGAUCCGAAGACUAAGCAGUGCAGGGUGCUUGCAGGCACAGGGAAGGCUGGGAACGGACUUGGCCCGAGCUUUCUGGAGUCCAGCUUCAAUGAACCCAGAGGCCUGUGUCUGGGUGAAGAAGGAAAGCUGCUGUAUGUGGCGGACACCAACAACCAUUGCAUCAAAGUCCUGGACCUGGAGACCAAAACUGUCUCUUUGUUUCCCAUUGUAGUUCAGCAAGAGGUUGAUGCUGUCCUCACAACCGCCACUAGCAACACACCUGCGGUCAGAAAGCUUCCCAAGCUUCCCAAAUCAGCCCCAGUCUUUACAAUGCCAUCAAUCACAGUUCCUUCAGGACACUCAGUGACACUUUUGCUGAAAUUGGCACUACCGGCUGGGACCAAGCUGACCGAAGAAGCCCCUAGUUUCUGGUGCUUAUCUGCAGAAGGUAAUGAGUGGUUACUGGAAGGGCGAGCUGUGACGGGGAGCAUCAGUGAUCUCUCUGAACCCAUCUCGAUCGUCUCAUCAAUCCCAGUGGCCCCUGCGUCCACAGACCCCACGCUGAUGCUCGACGCCUGGGUCUACUGCUGCCUUUCUGAGGGCGGGGCUUGUAUGAUGAAGGCAGUGUCCUUCAAACAGCCUCUUCUGAUUGAUUCCACAUCUGAGGAAGGUUCUGUUGCUGUGAUGCUUGAGCAUGCCUUUUAAAACAAGUGUCCACCCAAAGGAUCUUGGAGCACAUUUAAAGGGAUACUUUACCCAAAAAUGAAAAUUCUGUCAUAAUUUACGCAUCCUCUUGUUGCUCCAAAACUGUGUGACUUUCUGUCUUCUGUGGAACAUAGAAGAUAUUUUGGAGAAUGCUGGUAACCAAACAAUUUCAGUUACUGUUGACUUGCAUUGUACGGACAAAAAUUACAAUGCAAGUCAGUGGGAAUCAAAACUGUUUUGAUACCAUCAUUAUUCCGAAUAUCUUCCUUUAUGUUCCUCAGAAGAAAAUAAGUCAUAGAUGUUUGAGGGUGAGUAAAUGUUGAAAGAAUUUUCAUUUUGGGUCAUCCAAAAAUUAAAAUUGUCAUUUACUAAACAUCAUGUCGUUGCACCACAGAAUUAAAAUUUUAUCUCACACCUUUUUUUUCACAAUUCUGGCUUUUUUCACAAGUCCAAAUAGUGAGAGGAAAAAUGUCAGAAUUACCUUUUUUAUUUUUAUAUUCCGGAAACAAGCUUCCAUAGUUUUGGA